Pieris macdunnoughi is the source of this 885-nucleotide messenger RNA. Lineage: Eukaryota; Metazoa; Arthropoda; Insecta; Lepidoptera; Pieridae. The record is from the annotation of a GenBank genome assembly.
AUGGAUUUGUCGUGUGGCGAAAAUCUGGAGAACUCAGGAAACAGCAACGGUGGAAGGCCAGAUGGCUGCAUCGCAGGCUUCGACCCAGCCCUCGACCGUAAUCCACACUUGUUGACGAAUCUCCUUGCAUUGGAAAGGUUUCAUGGAUUGCACACAGAUUAUUUUCAACACGUCCAAAUAGAUAUACAGCCGUUUAUGCGGAAGGUUGUCACAGUAUGGAUGUUGGAGGUAUGCGAGGAGCAGCGUUGUGAAGAGCAGGUGUUCUCCCUGGCCGUCAGCUAUCUGGACAGGUUCCUCGCACAGGUCGCAAUCUCAAGGAAGCAGCUGCAAUUGCUGGCUGUCACAGCAUUGCUGGUAGCAUCUAAAUUCCGACAGUGCCACGCCCUAUCCAUCGACCUCCUAUGCGCAUACACAGACAACUCAAUUCUGCCACAAGAAGUUCGACAAUGGGAACUAAUGUUGGUGCAACGGCUAAACUGGCAGUUAUCUAUUGCGACAGCGUUUGAUUUUGUUGACCCCAUUUUGGCCAGGGUACCUUGGGGCCGAACGAAUUCUUUGGUCCGAACACACGCCAUUACUCUAAGCUCCGUGUGCUAUACAGAAACCGAGCUACUUUUAGUGCCACCGUCCCUAAUAGCAGUGGCCUGCAUAACGGCAGCAGCUCGUGGUCUACGUGUGCGCAUGUCGGUAAACGACCUAUGCUAUCUCACAAGAUCUCCACCCGUUUCCACGGAACUCGUAGCUCGCCACGUGGAAACAGUCCUCGCCAGAGAGACUCAGGCGCAAGAACCCCGCACCAGAUACGCACAACCAACGAAACAGGCAUCGUCAGAUCAAACACAACUACCCAAUACACCAACAGAUGUUCAGGACGUUCGUUUUUAA